GUUAACUAGCUAGUCCAAUCAUGCAACUAGCUAGCUAACGUCAGCUAGGCUAACGCCUUGAUGUCCUUGAACUCUUUGAGUUCGCUAAUCCUUAAUCUUCGGUAAUACUAAAGUUGUAUGCUAGUAACGUUAGUUACCGGGCAAAAGCAGAUCCCUUACUUGCUUGACAAAAACCGAGGUACCUAUCUAGCAACAAGAUGCCUCCGAAGAAGCAGAAAAACCCGUCGGUGAACAUCUCCAGCUCGCUAGAGGAGUCGGAAGAAUUCAGUCUGGAGACCACGGUGCCCACCGAAGACAUCUCAUCGUCGGACGAACGAGACGGGACCGGGGCCCAGAAAGUCACUCGGCAGCUCAUCGAAAGGAAAGAGCUACUACACAACAUUCAGCUGUUGAAAAUAGAGAUGUCGCAGAAAAACCUCAUCAUAGAUAACAUGAAAGUGGACCACUUGACUAAGAUGGAGGAGCUGGAGGAGAGGCUGAAUGAUGCCCUGCACCAGAAACAGAUCCUGGUCCUGAGACUGGACAGCCAGCUGCAACUCACCCAGGAUGAGAGCAGGAAGCAACAGGCUCUGAGGAAGCAGGAAAUGGACGGGAUCCUACUGAGACAGAAGCAGCUUGAGGAGACCAACAGACAGCUGUGUGACAAGGCAGGAGACCUCCGACGCAGCCUCAGGGACCUGGAGCUCACUGAGGACAAAUACAAGGAGCUCCGAGAUAUCCCAGAGGAGAAACUAUCUAUCCCUGAAUACGUAGCGGUGUGUUUCUAUGAGGUGGUGAGUCCUCUCAAAGCCCAGCUCUCUGAGCUCCAUGUCAAGAGGACCAGCCUGGCAGACGACCUGGACACACACAGGGCUCAGAUCACAGCCCUUAUGGAGAGUUAUGAGGAGGAGCGGAGGUUGAGGUCAGAGGUGGAGAUCAGGAGCCAGAGACUAACUCUUGAGCUGGCUGACACUAAACAGCUGAUCCGGGAGGGAGACUACAAACGGGACAACUACGCUAACGUCAAACGGUGAGGGAGAGGAAAGUGGCGUGACGCGUUUGAGUGUGAGGUGAGAGAGUUGAGGAGGAGACUGGAGCUGUUGGAUAACGACCAUAACGUCCAGACCAGGGAGAGGAACGAACUGAGUGAAGAGGUGUCUACUCUGCAGCAGUCAGUGACUCUCCUCCAGAAGGAUAAGGAGUAUCUUCACAGACAGAGCAUGGAGCUGAAUGUCCGCUGUUCCCACCAGGAGGACCGCUUAGAGAGGCUGCACACCCAGCUGGACGACACCCAGAGGGCCAGGGAGGAGGUCUACGACAAAUACGUAGCUUCCAGAGACCACUACAAGACAGAGUACGAGAAUAAACUUGCUGAGGAGCUGGAGAACAUUCGUCUGAAGACCAGCCAGGAGAUCGACAGCCUGCAGAGGACCUCCAAGGAGAUGUACGAGAGAGAGAACAGGAACCUUCGUGAGACGCGUGACAACGCAGUGCUGGAGAAGGACAGAGCGAUGACAGCAGAGAGAGACACACAGGCCAGAUACGACCAGCUACUAGAACAGUUCCGUGGCGUCCAGGCGGGGACAGACAGCCGGGUGGCAGAGCUCCUGAACCAGGUGAAGCUGAAGAGCUUUGAGGCAGAGCGCUCUCAGAUGGUGCAGGAGGAGACUGCCAGGAACCUGGGACGGUGUCAGAUGGAGUCGGAGAAACACCAGAAGAAACUAGAGGUCCUGACCAAGGAGUUGUACCGGCUGCAGACGGCCUCAGAGAAGCAGAUAACAGAACUCCAGGCCCAGAACGCUGAGCACCAGGCCAGACUAGAGACCUACGAGAGACUGGAGCAGGAGCUGGACGACGUCACCGUGCAGGCUGCUGAAAUUGAUAAUGAAGAGGAAGCGGAGAGAGUUCUGUUCUCCUACGGUUACGGCGCUAACGUUCCCACAACCGCCAAGAGACGACUCAAGCAGAGUGUCCAUCUGGCCCGUAGAGUGUUGCAGCUGGAGAAACAGAACACACUGCUGAGGAGGGAUCUGGAGAGACGCAACACACACACAGGACAGAUCUCCGAG
Coregonus clupeaformis (lake whitefish) is the source of this 2048-nucleotide messenger RNA. RefSeq names its product progesterone immunomodulatory binding factor 1 (gene pibf1). NCBI's taxonomy places the organism in Eukaryota, Metazoa, Chordata, Actinopteri, Salmoniformes, Salmonidae. The annotation marks the transcript as partial. Gene Ontology annotation, cellular component: centriolar satellite. The transcript has 13 exons. Gene Ontology annotation, biological process: cilium assembly. The record is from RefSeq and is a predicted model, not a curated record.